AUGACUGAAAUAAUUCCAGACAAGGCAAAGGCCAGCCAUGUUGAGCUGGAGCACACCCUGAGCCGCGAUGGCCUGGCCAAAGUUGAUACUAUGGGCACAGUGAAGCUCACUGAUGGCGUUGUGGUGUACAUUCCCACGCCUACGGCCGACCCUCAAGAUCCUCUGAACAUGCCUAUCUGGCAGAAGUGGAUAGUCUUGGUGAUUAUCUCAAUCUUCUCUUGUCUCGGUCUCUCCCUUGUUUCGGGUUUCGGCGGUCUCUUGGGCUUCUACAUCCCAACCUAUGCAGCCCUCGGCUAUGGCUACGCAAAUAUCACUCACUUGAUGACAUACCCAACACUCUUCAUGGGAAUCGGAAAUAUUAUUGGAAUGCCCAUUGCCCUCGCCGUUGGCCGUCGCAUCGUACUUCUUGGGUCUACAGUCAUUCUGGUGGUCAGUGCAGUGCUUUGUGCUUGUGCUACAAACUAUGAAUGGCAUCUGGCGGCUCGCAUGGUCCUCGGUCUUGCCGCUGGCCAAAGUGAGGCCCUAGUUCCGUUGAUUACCUCGGAGAUCUUCUUCGUCCACGAGAGAAGUACUUUCCUUAUGGCACAGCAGCUCGUCCAAACCAGCAUGACUGCCGUCUGGGUAUUGUUCGCUGGUCCAAUCGCCGGGAGGAUCACCCCUGGCUGGUGGUAUGGACUUGGUGCCAUUCUUGCCGGCGUUCAGUUGGUUGCAGCCAUUUUGUUCCUUCCGGAGACCAAGUACAACCGACCUCUCACAUCUUUCCAGGAGUCUACCGUGCCAAACAGCAAUAUCGAGUCUGGAAUAGCACCAGCCCCAUCAGUUACCUUAUGCACCCACCGACCCGAAUUGGACUUUGAGAACUUUGCACCACGUACCUUCCGUUCUGAUCUGAGACUUUGGGUUGACACACCAGAAUGGAGCGCUGCAGCACAAUGCUUACGCCACAUGUUCCAACUCCUCUUCUUCCCUGCUGUCUUCUGGGCACUAUUGCUCAACGGUCUCACCCUUGGUGUCAACAUCGCUAUCGGUACCACCUACGGCAAUAUUCUCCAUGCACCUCCGUACAACUGGCCACAAGAUUCGGUUUCCUAUGCCAACUGCGGUCAGAUCAUCGUUGCCUUCAUCGGCCUGCCUCUACUCGGACAAUUCUCCGACAAGUUGAUUCAAUGGAGAGCACGCAGAAAUGAAGGUAUUCAUGAGCCUGAAGUUCGGUUGAUUCCUCUUGUCCUCCCUAUCGUGGUUGGUGUCUUCACUGCCAUCCUCUACGGUCAAGGUGCGCAAAACCCAACCAAGUAUCACUGGUUUGUCUAUGUCUGGGCGGUUGCCGCAUACUUCUUCUGUUUCAUCGGAGCCAACAUUGUGGCCAUCACCUAUCUCCUUGACAGCUACCCAGCACGGGCCGGUCCUCUUCUCGUCAUCAUCUGUGCUUUCCGUGGUAUCAUGUCAUUUGGAGUGAGCUACGGAAUCGCACCAUUCAUUGAGAAAUCCGGAUACGAUGGUGCUUUCAACACCUUUGGAGGUCUGACUGCAGGUCUUGGUGCCAUCGGUAUCUUUAUCUAUAUCUUUGGAAAGAAGCUCAGAAGCUACACUGGUAAGUAUGCCAAGGACAAGGGUCGCGAGUAA
This is a messenger RNA of Exophiala bonariae, 1623 nucleotides long. RefSeq lists its product as uncharacterized. Gene Ontology annotation, cellular component: plasma membrane. Bases 1 to 1623 code for a protein of 540 amino acids. The record is from RefSeq and is a predicted model, not a curated record. Lineage: Eukaryota; Fungi; Ascomycota; Eurotiomycetes; Chaetothyriales; Herpotrichiellaceae. The transcript has 2 exons. Gene Ontology annotation, molecular function: transmembrane transporter activity. Gene Ontology annotation, biological process: transmembrane transport.